Lethenteron reissneri (Far Eastern brook lamprey) is the source of this 1398-nucleotide messenger RNA. RefSeq names its product DNL-type zinc finger (gene DNLZ). Gene Ontology annotation, biological process: protein import into mitochondrial matrix; protein stabilization; protein folding. Lineage: Eukaryota; Metazoa; Chordata; Hyperoartia; Petromyzontiformes; Petromyzontidae. Gene Ontology annotation, cellular component: mitochondrion. Gene Ontology annotation, molecular function: protein-folding chaperone binding; zinc ion binding. The record is from RefSeq and is a predicted model, not a curated record.
GUUGAGUGCGGGCAGAGAGCGUGGAUCGAGACUGGAUCCUGGAGCUCUGGGGACUUUGGGAUCAGAGGUUCGAUCGCUUGAGACGGCAACCGAGUCUCUCCCUCGCCCGGGCCACGGCCACAGCGGAGUGGAGUGGGGCGGUACGAGAGGCAUGCGGGGACUGGCGGUGGUGGCGGCGCGUCUCGCGGCCGGCGUCGGCCGGAAGUUUCGCGCGACCCGGCCCGGACUCGCGACGCCUCUCGGCGUCCGUGGGUCGGAGGGACUCCAAGGGCCGCUGACAGCAGCCCGUCGCGCCCUCGCCUCUUGGCCGACGCUACGGCCCUCGCUUGCCCCGCCUACGCCGGCGGGGCACCAGCGGGCCUGGCGGGGCCUUUGCAGCGGAGCGGACGCGGACCCGGCGGGGGCGGCGACGGCGCUCGGAGCCGUGAAGCAGCCGCACUACCAGCUGGUGUUCACCUGCAAGGUGUGCAGCACCCGCACAGCCAAGCGGAUCUCGAAGGUGGCGUACCACAGCGGCGUGGUGAUCGUCACCUGCCCAGGCUGCGGGAAUCACCACAUCAUCGCCGACAACCUGCGCUGGUUCUCCGACCUGGAGGGCAAGCGGAACAUCGAGGAGAUCCUGGCAGCACGCGGGGAGCUCGUUCGCCGCGUGCCCACCGAAGACGCCACCGACUUCGCCGCGGUGCCUGGGGGUGAGGGGGCGGGGCGCGGAGUGGAGCCUGGGAUGGAGGAGGCGGGGUCUGAGAUGGAGGAGGCGGGGUCCGGAGGGGAGAGCCUGGGGGUCACGGGGCCGAGGGAGUGCGGAUCACGGGGGGUCACCACCGGGCACGGUGGAUCCGUGGGGGCGGUGGGGCGAGCCGUGGUGCCGGCCUCACCGGGACAAGGUGGGGUGGGGGCCCAGGAUCCCGGUGUGCGGGGCCCGGGGAGGGCCGAGGGUGGUUAGAUGGGGGAGAUGUUUACGCGUCGAUUGAUUCGAUCCCCACGCUUGGGAUACGUUGAGGGUUGCCGCCGCUGCCACAGAAGAGGAGUUGGUGGUCAGCACGCGGAAGGGCUUGCGCCGUUUCGAUUCCAUCUCCCGGCGCGGCGACUGUGAAAAAAAAUCACGCGCUGCCAGUUUCUUAAACCUGUCCACCCACCCAGGAGCGUUCGUCGCUACGCCGCAGUCGAUCGGCAAAAGUCAGGUUUGGUGGGGUAAAGCGUGGGUACUCCCAAGGCCGGAUUAAGGUUAUGAGGUGCCCAAGGCGAAUAGAAGGGAAGGGUCCUACUGGGUAUAUUGUGAGUAAUUACAUGUUGCGGAAAAAAAAAACACGAAUUAAUCAAAUAAAAAUUAUUUAUUUAUCUUUGUAAAUAUUCACGCAUUUAUUCGACUCGAAAUAAAUGAAUGAAACAUCACACGAA